Molecule: messenger RNA, 1953 nt
Organism: Dovyalis caffra
Lineage: Eukaryota; Viridiplantae; Streptophyta; Magnoliopsida; Malpighiales; Salicaceae
Source: the annotation of a GenBank genome assembly
AUGGUGGUGUUCAAUGUUUCGCGAGUGGAGACUGCACCUAUCGAUGGCCAGAAGCCUGGGACUUCUGGACUUCGCAAGAAGGUGAAGGUGUUCAAACAACCUCAUUAUCUGCAAAAUUUUGUUCAGGCAACCUUCAAUGCUCUUACUGCUCAAAAAGUUAGAGGUGCUACCCUUGUUGUUUCUGGUGAUGGCCGCUAUUUCUCGAAGGAUGCCAUUCAGCAUGCUUUUGAAAUUCUUCUAACUCUGUUGACAAUGCGUGCUCGUGCCUGUAUAUUUGCAUGCUUGUCUGUCUGUAUUAUUAUUAAGAUGGCAGCUGGAAAUGGUGCAAGACGUGUUUGGGUUGGUCAGAAUGGACUGCUUUCAACUCCUGCUGUUUCUGCUGUAAUACGUGAAAGAGUUGGGGUAGAUGUAAGUUAUUGUCUUGUUCAGAAAGCUGGUCUCAUUUUCUUCAAUAAUGUCAAUGGUAGUCCCAUGCAUAAUGAGUUUUAUACUCCUGAACUUGAAUAUCAGGGAUCCAGGGCGACUGGAGCAUUCAUAUUGACAGCAAGUCACAAUCCAGGUGGUCCAAAUGAGGAUUUUGGGAUCAAAUAUAACAUGGAAAACGGUGGACCUGCUCCUGAGGGAAUAACGGAUAAGAUAUAUGAGAACACCAAAACGAUAAAGGAGUACUUAAUGACAGAUGUGCCUGAUGUAUAUCCUUCAUCUUGGCCUCUUUAUGUGGAUAUUGCGGCAAUCGGUGUAACUAGCUUUAAUGGACCCGAGGGACAAUUUGAUGUUGAGGUUUUUGACUCGGCGAGCGAUUAUGUAAAAUUGAUGAAGUCAAUUUUUGACUUUGAGUCCAUCCGGAAGCUGCUUUCCUCACCAAAAUUCACGUUCUGCUAUGAUGCACUACAUGGAGUUGCUGGGGCUUAUGCAAACCGCAUUUUUGUGGAAGAGCUUGGAGCACAAGAGAGCUCCUUAUUGAACUGCGUACCCAAGGAGGACUUUGGAGGAGGGCAUCCAGAUCCCAAUCUCACUUAUGCAAAGGAGUUGGUUGAUUGUAUGGGAUUGGGUAAAUCAAACUCUGAAGUUGAACCACCAGAAUUUGGUGCUGCUGCUGAUGGUGAUGCAGAUCGCAAUAUGAUCCUCGGUAAAAGGUUCUUUGUUACUCCAUCCGAUUCCGUUGCCAUCAUUGCUGCUAAUGCAGUGGAGGCAAUACCAUAUUUCUCUGCAGGCCUAAAAGGAGUUGCCAGGAGCAUGCCGACUUCAGCUGCCCUCGAUGUUGUGGCCAAAAAUUUGAAUUUAAAAUUUUUUGAGGUUCCAACUGGAUGGAAAUUUUUUGGUAAUUUGAUGGAUGCUGGAUUAUGUUCAGUUUGUGGGGAAGAGAGUUUUGGAACUGGCUCAGACCACAUACGUGAGAAGGAUGGAAUUUGGGCCGUUCUGGCUUGGCUAUCCAUACUGGCUUACAAGAAUAAACAAAAUCUUGAUGGGGGAAAACUCGUGACAGUUGAAGAUAUAGUUCGCAGCCAUUGGUCUUCCUAUGGUCGCCACUACUAUACUCGAUAUGACUAUGAGAAUGUUGAUGCAGGUGCAGCAAAGGAACUAAUGGCAUACUUGGUCAAACUGCAGUCUUCCCUUAGUGAAGUUAAUAAGAUUGUGUGUGGGAUACGAUCAGAUGUUUCAAAGGUUGUUCAUGCAGAUGAGUUUGAAUACAAAGAUCCUGUUGACAGUUCCAUCUCAAAGCACCAGGGUAUUCGAUAUUUGUUUGAGGAUGGCUCAAGACUGGUGUUCCGUCUCUCAGGAACUGGUUCAGAAGGUGCCACCAUUAGACUCUACAUUGAGCAAUAUGAGAAGGAUCCAUCAAAAACUGGAAGAGAUUCACAAGAUGCACUUGCUCCUCUUGUGGAGGUUGCUCUCGGGCUAUCUAAGAUGCAGGAAUUCACUGGCCGAUCUGCACCAACUGUUAUUACAUAG